CACUCGCCGAGAAGGGGGCGGCGGGGUGAUGCGCUUGUGUCUGCUCCUGGCCCAGGUAAGAAGAGCUAGUGGAGCGCUUAAACUCGUUCCUCAGAGCCCAUUCCUGCCUUCGAGGGUGGGAGUAAGGGCCAGGGCACACUCAGGCGUGGAAGCAUUGCAUGCAAGGGGGUGCAGAGGGAACCCUAACUGCUGGGCUGUCGGUAAAAGGCCUUUGGAACACCCGGCGCUCCCCCUUUCUGUGGUUCUGGGGUGCAUCGAGCGGCGAAGGAGACAGCCCGGGGAACUAAACGGCCCUUUUAAAGUUAGCUUUGCUUCCUGCUAGGGCUUCUUCUAGCACUAACUUUGGUAUGCAUUUAAUCUGUAAAAGUAGCGCUAUCGCCUUACGCUGGAGUAGCACUUUACAGUUUGAGUUUGGAUGAUCUUUUCAUUCCAUCGUGCUACCUAUUCACAUCAAGUGCUUGCACCCUUGGCCAGCGGUAUGCCAAUCUGCUGAUAAUUACUUCGGUAUUCGCCGAAUUCCUAAAUCGCAAGGCUCGGUGAGCAGAGUAGUCUGUAGGGAUUAGUUAGGGAAUGCUUCCCAAAGGGGGUUUUGAGCUGGAAUUUGAAGGUGAUCGGCGGCCAUGGGAACAUUUUCAUCAAGCGUUUCAUAAAUUGAAGAGCCGAAAGGAGCUUAGAUAAUCUAGUUCAAUUCUCUGAGAAGUCUGAGAGGAGAAGACUGAGGCUCAGAAAGGUUAUGACUUCUCCAAGGUCUGCUUUUACGACAAAGCCUUUUUAAAGAGUAACUUUUAGGCACUGUAUACAAAGCAGGACACUGGCUGGGCCCUGAGAACACAUAAAAAUAGAAUUGAAAAGGCCAAAACACAGAAAAGGAGAAAAGCAAAAGUAUAUCAGCUUCAAAAAUAAUGAGGCAUCAUUGAUUGUAAGGCUACUAAGGAGAGUGCUAAAUCGGGGAGGGAUUUGAGUGAAGUAAGGUAGAGUAAGGGAAGCUUCCUGAAGCCGGUGGAUAGAAUGGCUUUAUUGUCUAGGGUUGAUAAGCAAAGUGCUGUAAGUUUCUGUAACUGAGAAUUACAUCAAGAAAAUCUACAUUAUAAAAUAUAUUUUUAAUAUUUUAAAGUGUUAUUUGACACUUAAGAACUGUUACAAGAAUGGGCACUAGUUUUAGAAACAAUUAUAUAAUAAGAAUAGAAAGGUAAUUGCCACAAUUUAAGGAAUAUGUGCUUCCCUAUGUGCUCUGCGGGACACAACAUAGCAAAUUUAAGUGACUUGCUUGAACUAAAGGGUUAAGAUGACUCAAAAUACAUAGAGCUUUUCGUCUAGCAGUAUAGUGGUGGUAGUGGUUCCUUGCCCAGUGGUUGAACCUUCUCAUGGCAUUUCUGUUAUAAAUCCAGUUUGGGUUUGUGGGUGUUGAGGUUAAGGAGAGAAAAACACUUGUGAUAUUGCGUAAUCUUAAAAUUCAGUGUAUAGUCCUGAUCUUUGUAGCAAGUCUUUAAUUUUUUUUUCAUAGGAAAAAAUGAAUAGGGAUUGUAGGUGCACUGAUAAAGACAAUUAAAUAGUCAUUUAUCUCUAGUACUGGGAAACCUUGAGUACUUGGGGACUGGAAUUCCAGGCUUUUGCCUUUCUCUUUUGUUAACUGAUUUGUGAAUCUUUUGCAUACUUAUGUCUAAACUCCAUGUUAUAUAUUUGACCUGUCAUACUGCACUUUUAGUGAACCAUGUCUCUUAAAUAGAAUCAAGGAAUUCUGAGAGCAUGCACUGAAUGCAGUCAGUUCCACUAGUCCGGCUGUUGAUGGACAAAGUGUAGGAACUGUUUCCAGUGUGUCUGUGACACAUUAUGUUUUAAAUAUUUAUUGUUGGCAUAUUUGCUUUUAAUGGAUUGAAUAAAACAUUUGUCGUCAUAACCAUUUAAAAAAUAUUGGGACAGAUUUUUGAAACAGUAUUUCCUUUCACACUUGCUCUAGUGAUAUCACAGCUUUUUAGAAAGUUGGUAACUAAAAGGUUGUAACCAAAACUUGGUAGUGUGCACCUACUUUUAGUAUCUCUUUCUUCUGCAUAGGAAAGAGUAGUGUCAACUUUAUUACCUUUGCUCAUGAAAGGGAAAAAUGCUACCGAUAAUAAAAUAAUGGAUAGUGUAAAUACAACCACAGUUAAAUUUGUGAUACCAGCUACCAUGUGACUUUUCUUUGGUAAGUGAUUUAUCUCCCUGAUUGUUUCUCUAGAGUUGGGAAAGUUCUUAAUCAAUAAUCAUAGUGAUGUCCUUUAAUAACCUUGGAGCAGUUUUUGAGCCAUAAAACUUCCUAAUUAUUAUUCAAAGGCAAAUAGAAUAUUAAAAUUAAGUUUGCAUUUCGAGAAUGUACCAAUAGAUGCUGGGGGAAGGAAGUCCAUACACCCUCCACCUCUUACCUCUUGAAUGGCUAGGGCAAACUAGACCAGGCCAAAAAAAAGUUGUAAAUGGUUCAUAGUGAAUAAUUGUUGAUUGGGUCUUAAUUUUAUCUCCAUCUUAGUAUUUUUCUGUAUAUAGUAAAAAGUUCUCUUAAUCCUAUUGUUUUGUUGCAAGUAGCAUAAUAAUUUCACUUUGUUGUCUUUUUUUUUUCCUCUGCCAGCAUUGGCAAAAGGGCACAUCUACUGUGAAGCCAUAAAAUUUUUUAUUGUUUUUAUCAUAAUAGUUAAGCAAGAGAAAAAAAUGUUAAGCAAAGAAUUUUCAUUCAAAAGCUUUAGCAAGAGCGUUGAAGCCCUAAAAUGUUAAAUUAUUAGAUGUUAUUCCCAUUCGUCUAUCAGGGGAAGUAAUAAACCCUGUGGAUGAAUCAGAAAGGACUGGCAACUUUGUUGCCAUCCCAGAGUAAAUCAAAUGGAGGAGAAACUGCGACUUUUGAUAACAUCAUAAGACUAACUCUGAUAUGCAGGGUGUUCCCUGAGUCUUUAUUUACUUUGAAACAUGAAGGUGUGACUAAACUUUUUGAGAGCUUUAGGUAUGAGUCACCUUAUUUUUUUGGCAAAUGUUAGUGUUUAUAUUUCAGGAAUGUGUUUUGGAAACUAUUUUAAUUAUUUGUUAGAGGUAACAGGUGGUUUUAGUGAGGUUUUUAUUUUAAUUUAAUUUAAAACCAGCGAGGAGUAUGGGUAUAAGCAAGGCAGAUGAUCUUCAUAGAUAGAGCAAACACAGUGGAUCCAGAUGACCUGUAGGGCCUUUGGGAAAAUGAAUUGACAUGUUUAUAAACUCAAAUUAUUUUGAUAGGAGCUUUUAUGGGUGGUGCUUAAGCCUGUACCAGCAGUAUGUUAGUAUUUCUUUUAUUUUUCUUUUUCUCUUUAGAUCAUACUCUUUUUUUUACAUUAGUAUUUCUUGCUAAUAAUAUUUAGAGAAAAUACGAGUUCAGUGGUUAAACACAUUUGGCAAACAUUUGUUUAAACACUAAAAAUCAACUGUAAGACUUAAUUGAGCCUUUAAUAUGCUGGUGUCCACAGGGAUUCCUAAGAGGGUGAUUUCUCAAACUUAUGUGACUGGGGCACUUUUUGAAAAAGGCUGAUUAACCUUUCUUAGGUUUCCACAUUUGAGGAAAUGCCAUGCUCAUCCCAUAGUAAGUUAUAAAUCCUGUUUAUUAUGGACUAGAUGAAGCCAGUCCUUAGUGUUGAAUAUGAGCCACUUUAAUGAUUUGACAUGGGAAGAACAGAACUAUAGGGAAGCUGACUUGAGGAUCAGAAACGUGCAGUUUGGAGCUGAAUUUCGUCGAUUUUCACUGGAGAGAUCAAAACCUGGAAAAUUUGAGGAGUUUUAUGGAUUACUGCAGCACGUUCACAAGAUACCCAAUGUUGACGUUUUAGUGGGCUAUGCAGACAUCCACGGAGACUUGCUACCCAUAAAUAACGACGAUAAUUACCACAAAGCUGUGUCAACGGCCAAUCCGCUGCUUAGGAUUUUUAUACAAAAGAAGGAAGAAGCAGACUAUAGUGCCUUUGGUACAGACACGCUAAUAAAAAAGAAGAAUGUUUUAACCAACGUCUUGCGUCCUGACAACCAUAGGAAAAAGCCACAUAUAGUCAUUAGUAUGCCCCAAGACUUUAGACCUGUGUCUUCUAUCAUAGAUGUGGACAUUCUCCCAGAAACGCAUCGUAGGGUUCGUCUUUACAAAUAUGGCACUGAGAAACCCCUGGGAUUCUACAUCCGGGAUGGCUCCAGUGUCAGGGUGACACCACAUGGCUUAGAGAAGGUCCCAGGGAUCUUUAUAUCGAGGCUUGUCCCCGGAGGUCUGGCUCAAAGCACAGGACUACUAGCUGUUAAUGAUGAAGUUUUAGAAGUUAAUGGCAUAGAAGUUUCAGGGAAGAGUCUUGAUCAAGUAACAGACAUGAUGAUUGCCAACAGCCGCAACCUCAUCAUAACGGUGAGACCAGCAAACCAGAGGAAUAACGUUGUUAGGAACAGUCGGACUUCCGGCAGCUCCGGCCAGUCUACCGAUAAUAGCCUUCUUGGCUAUCCACAGCAGAUCGAACCAAGCUUCGAGCCAGAGGAUGAAGACAGUGAUGAAGAUGACAUUAUCAUUGAAGGCAGUGGAGUGCCACAGCAGAUCCCAAAAGCUGUUGCUAAUACCGAGAGCCUGGAAUCCUUAACACAGAUAGAACUCAGUUUCGAGUCUGGACAGAAUGGUUUUAUUCCCUCUAAUGAAGUGAGCGUAGCGCCCGUAGCAAGUGGCACAAACACAGAAUUUGAAACACAUGCUCCAGAUCAAAAACUCUUAGAAGAAGAUGGAACAAUCAUAACAUUAUGAAACCACUGUUUGAAUGUUUUCUGAGUCCUCACUCAGAUGCCAUGGGGACUUGUACAUUUGGCUAGUUUAAAGCAUAUAUACCUCUGAACCAAUGAUGUGGAAUGGGCAUGAGAAAAAUAAUAUUGCAAGCUUAGAAUGUUGUUAAAAUAGUAGUUUGAUAAUUGUUAAUAUAAACUUUGGCGGAUCAGAGGUGAAUUUAACUCUAAAAACAAAGGGGCCUUUGCUGAUGAAAUUAUGUGCUUUUGUUAUUUUGUCUGUGGAGAACUGGAUGUUAAAGCACAUUCUCAGAACUAUGUGAGAGGACUAGAUCAUUUCUGCUUGAAGUGGUUGCAUAUUUAACCUGCUAUGCAGAGCCCAGUUAAUUUUUCAUUUAAUAUAUUUUAAAAAUUCUAAUGUGAAGAAGUCUGAUUCUAUAUCUUUUGGUACAUUGGGGGCCUCAGCUGUUAUGUUCCCAGUAUUUUAUUUUAAUUUUUUUAGUGUUCCUCUGUUACUAAUUGUAACAAAUUAUUUUAUAAAUGUAUUUUUUUCUAUUUCUAAGGAAUCAAACCACUUGGCUGUUUUCAGGAGUUCCUUCCCAUGUUAUAUAAAGUGUUGAAGCUAUGUUUCUAAAUUUUGAAACUCUGUAACGUUUGUUCAAGUUGGUGUUUGUCCAUCCUAUGGCUUUCAUAUUUACAAACUAAUCAUUCCAUAUGGGUAUAAUUUAUGUUUUAAAGGCCAUUCCAGUGACUCUGGAAAUACGGGAGACUCUUUUAACCUAUUCCCUGUCCUCAUUCCCGAUCUCAUUGGCAACCAUUCCUUUCGUUGUUAAUGUGUAUGUUUUGUUGGUGUGCUUUUAUACUUUUUACGUAUUCAAGUAUGAAUCAUUUUGGAUUAAAAAUGCACCCAUAUUAAGAGAUUUUUACACACAGGACAAACUUGUGCACUUUUUAUAUUAAUACAAAAAAAUUGGAUUUUCCUUUGAUGGGAUCUGUAGAAACACUGCCUACACUUUAUGAGAAAUAUGUAGUAUUCUCCUAUGACAGGUAAAUCUUAUCACUGUUAAUUGUAUGAGGCUAUUUAUUACUUUCCAGUGCAUCCACUUAGAACAUGUCAAGAGUAAGGCUGCUAACUUUCAUUCCUUGCCUGAUUUCAUUGUACAAUGUGCACAAGCACAAUGGUAUGCUUGUAUAUAGAAACUAAGAAUAUUAUGAAGUCCAUAAGUUCCCUAUGGCUUAUGAAGAGUUAUUUAUUAAUUUUAUGGUAGGACUAGUAUGAAUACCUUUUUAACAAUUGUGUGCUGUUAAAACAAUGAAGAUUCAAAUGACUCCGUUUUGAAGGAUGUUUUCUCUAUAUGGUAAAAUAUAUGAAGAAGUCUUGAUUCAAUGAAGAUCACUUGACUCAGAAUACUUAAUGUAUUCUGCUCACAUUACCAUUAAGCAUAUUAUCAGUAAACUAUUAACUGCACAUUAUAUAAUACAAUGUUCUUUUUGUUGAAUUCACCGUUCUUCCAUUUAUAUACCACUUUUUUUUGUUAAUACCAUUCCAGCUUUAACAUUCUGUGAGUCUUAUAAAUUUGACUCUUGAAUGGCAAAAUAAUGUUAGUAUGUAGAAGGUUAAAUUUCAUUUAUAAUAUAAGUGGUGCAGGGGUUCAACAUUUUAAGUAAAAAUAUUUUUACACACUACCUCUCUCUCUCUCUCUUUUUUUUUUUUAACAAAGUUUUAACAUCAGAACUUUUCUCUUGGGGGAAAAAUACUUCAGGGCUUGACUUUUUGUACAAAUUUUAACUAUAAAAUACAGAUUUAUCUUGUAUGCAUUCAUGAAAACGGAAAUCAAAGCUGCUAGUGCUUUUUGUUUUAAUUAUCCUGUUAAGGGUAUAUGUCAAUGGUGUUUUCAACUAGAUCUCUGUCAUUUAAAUUACUGGUGAAAUAAUUGAUUACUAGACAUAUUGUAAAACCAAUAUUGGCUAUACAAUAACAUAUCAAUUCAUUGGUAGUCAGAAUCAAUUAUUUCAAGUGUACCAUAUUAACAAAAAUCAGUGGAUCCAGUGUAAAAUUUUAUAGUACUAAAUGUCAAGCCUAACUGUGAAUUUUGUUCUGUAUCUUAAGUAAAUUUAUGAUAAUGUUCUUGAGCUAUCAACAAAAUAUAUGUACUUUUGUGAACUAUGAAUUUUCUAAUUAAAUUUUACAUGCUAUAACAUGAUUUUUACAUGAAUGAUACUUUGUUUAAACUAUCAAAUGUCAGUAUUUUACUACAAUUUUAUUAUAAAAUGUACAUUAUCACUAAAUGAACUUUGAUUUUAAAAAUCAAAUUAGCUUUAGUUGUAUAUUAUUUUUUACAAAUAAAGAUAGACUUGUAUUAAGGCUA
Molecule: messenger RNA, 7097 nt
Organism: Microcebus murinus (gray mouse lemur)
Lineage: Eukaryota; Metazoa; Chordata; Mammalia; Primates; Cheirogaleidae
Source: RefSeq, a predicted model, not a curated record